AUGACGUCUGGGAAGCUAAAACGACUGUACGACGAACUUCAUCAAGUAGAUGAGGGGACACAUCCGAAAUAUGUGGAAAGGCUCAAGCAGAUUGAAGAAAUCUAUGAAGAACAGAAAGAACGCGAGCAGAUAGCUUACGAGCUAGCUCUCGAAAGAAUAGACUACGAGUAUAAGCGACGGAAACAACAGACCCAAGAUGAGCUCGAGAAGAAGGAGAAGGAAUUAGUUCAAUCGAUGCUAGCCGACAUAGAUGAAAUGGAGAAGCGGAUAGAAUGGGAGUACACGAACAUGGAUGUGUCACGAACAGGAGCAAUUAACGUCAUAGAUAGUACGAAAAAGACGCUGCGAGGCCGUGGUGGGGUGUUAAUCGAACCACCGACGUAUUUCAAUGCAACACCAAAGGCGGCAACUCCUAAUAUUACGCCGGAUACCAGAUACCUUCUCACGGAUUCUCAAAUAGCUGAAGACGUUCGUGCGUUCACAGGAGGCCAAAGCAGUCCUCAGAAGAACCAACGACUUUUCGAAGUGAUCCUUAUCAAGCAGAAACUCACUUAUGAUGGAAAAACAUACAAACAAGGUGAGGAGGUGCACGUGGAGAAUAUCGAAUACGGAAAAUUCCCAGCAAAAAUGGACUGCAUUACGGAUACUGUAGUUUCGUUCAAAUCAACAUUACCUUGGGACACCAGGCAGAUUCAUGCUUCUUACUCCGAUUUGACUGAAGGACGGGUGCAAAUAUCAAAGAAACGAAGCAAUUAG
This is a messenger RNA of Haemonchus placei, 756 nucleotides long. The record is from the annotation of a GenBank genome assembly. Lineage: Eukaryota; Metazoa; Nematoda; Chromadorea; Rhabditida; Trichostrongylidae.